This is a messenger RNA of Girardinichthys multiradiatus, 3418 nucleotides long. It is a transcript of the gene tafa5l, whose product is annotated as TAFA chemokine like family member 5, like. NCBI's taxonomy places the organism in Eukaryota, Metazoa, Chordata, Actinopteri, Cyprinodontiformes, Goodeidae. The record is from RefSeq and is a predicted model, not a curated record. Bases 1002 to 1400 code for a protein of 132 amino acids. The transcript has 5 exons.
UCAGGGUGCAGCAGCAGAAACCGAACGUUUCCUCCUCUUCCUCAACGCCUCCUGCAUGCUAAUGGGGCUGCUCGGAACAGAAUGAGACAGCCAGCUUGACUCUAUGAGGCGCUUUGAUUCAAAGCAACACAUCAUCAUCACUGGGAAAUUUCCACAGAUUUCUACAAGGCUAAUACUGGUGACAAGUGGUCCCAACUUCAUCGCCUGGGAUCAGUGCGUUUUAUCCACAAGGGGUGCUCUGCUUGAGACCCGCCGCUACUCUUUUUUUGUUUUGUUUUUUUAGAUUUUAUUUUUAUUUGGACGCGAGAUUUCACUGCACCGAUGUGCAUAUGCGGCCAUGCACCUGCGCCUUUUGGUCGUGUUUUCAUGAUCUAAUUUGAAUCCGUAUUUUAGAUCGGUUAGAGAUGACGCACCAGAGUGUCCCGAUUUCUGUCAAGUUUCCGCUGCUGUUUGGUAUGUUCGUCAUGUCCGCCCGGCUUCAUGCGCGUCUCUCGCUGUAGAACCAGAAGUUGGCCGUGAAUAACAAUAAGAGGAGUGCGCAGCGCGGAGGACGAAGAGCAGAAGUGACAGCAGCGUUCACGGAGUGUUGAGAGGCUGAAUUUACUACCAUCAUCAUCAGCAUCUCUGUGCGGGGAAUAAAAACUGUGAGGGGGCACUCCUGCAGCCCACUCUCUUCACCCAAACACUUUUUUAAAUAUUCUGCAGUGAAUCCAGGCUUCUGGAACCGCAGCUGCGUAAAACUUGCUCAGAUCUGACAACAUUGUCUCCUAUGUGUGCAACCUGGAUGGAUAUCUGGCUCAUGGAGCGAAUUUAAUAAUAUUUAAAAAAGCAUUGGGGGAUUAUUAGCAGUCCUUCUUCUAUUAUACCCUCAAAAUGGAUUCCUACAACAGGCUUUGGGGACGCCACUGGAUAAGCCACAGUUCCGCUGAUCUGCUCGGAAUCUGAGAGGCGCUUGCAGGCGUUUAAAGUUUGGAUAAAUCUAAAGCGGGUGAAGGUGUAGGAUGCAGUCUGGAGCCAAGACGCUCUCCGCAGGUGGAGGGGCGUCCCUCUGCUGCCUACUUCUCCUCUGGCUCAUCUAUUCGCAUCUGCUUAGAGAAGGCCAGUUGGCGGUGGGGACCUGCGAGAUAGUGAUGCUCAACAGAGACAGCAGUGUUCCUAGACGGACAAUCGCCAGGCAGACUGCCCGCUGCGCCUGCCGGAGAGGCCAGAUUGCCGGAACCACCAGGGCGAGGCCCGCUUGUGUAGAUGCGCGAAUCGUGCGGAGCCGUCAAUGGUGUGAGAUGGCUCCCUGCCUGGAGGGGGAGGUCUGCAGCCUCCUAUUCAACAGAUCCGGCUGGACCUGCACCAGGGGCAGUGGUCGCAUCAAGACCGUCACGCCUUUACCCAAGGAGCCAUCGUAGGACGAAGAGGAAAACAGCAAGGUCACCAACAUCUUUUCUCUAAAAAGAAACGGUGGCCAGUCACUACAUCUAUACCCAUUUCACCAACAGGCCUCACAAAAUCUUCACGGGGACUGACCGCCCAGGACAAACGAGCUUCUCCAGUCACUACAGCAACACGUGGGAACUCUGAGAAGCAUCAGCUGAGCCGCUCGAUACACCAUCAGCAAUGAGUUUUCACCGCAGACAAAUUCACAAGGUCAUCGUUGAAAAAAACCCACGAGGAACAGUUAUCAGUGGAGCACUGAAGUACCUGGCCUUUUUUUGUUGUUCGUGUCAUCCACCACCUGAUUUCUAAAGGAAGGAUCCUUGAAAAUCUUUUAAUUUGUAACUUUGUGACUGGGUUCAAACUUGUGAGAGGUUCUUUUAAAAGUCAGCUGCUUUAUCUUCAUUGCAAUCUCCUUCAUGAAGCUGUAAUAACCCAGCCUCUUUUCUUUAAUGACACUUUGCUGCUAAAGAGUUGUGAAUUUACUGAGGCUUAGCCAGAUGAUCUCGCCCAUCAGAUUAUAACCUUUAACAUCUUUCUCUCAUUUGACUCGGUGAAACUUUAUGAGGCUAAGAAGGACACCACAGGACCAUCACUGGGAAGAAGUGUGACAGUCAAAGAGGAAAAAACAGGAAUAAGUUGCUUCCUCAAUGAAAGACGCUACUUUGUGGAUGUUUUGGAUGACUUAGCUUCUAUCUUCUGUUUUUUUUUUUUUCCUUAUGUGGUGCAAACAUAGACUAGAAGAGUAGUUUUUGUCAAUGAACCUCACACACAAAUUGUCCACGCCACUGGGAGCAUUUAGUAGAUGUGGGCCCCCAGCUCAUUUUGUGUGUUUUGGGAGAUGGUGCAUGUUUGCAUCUGCCUGUGUGAGAUUCGUUUGUCUGUGUGUGUGUGCGUGCGUGCGUGCGUGCGUGCGUGCGUGCGUGCGUGCGUGCGUGCAUGCGUGCGUGUGUGUGUGUGUAUGAGUACAUCAGGAAAUACACUGUGAAAUAAGUCCUACCCGAUGCAUUAUUCAUACUCUUGUAUAUUUUUGGGACAAGCCCAGACCACAGCUCACCAUCUGGCGAAGAGAAUUUUACAGAUGUUGGAUCUCGUUAAAAUCCUCAGUUUAACCCGUAUUUACGGAUAUUUAUACUGAAACAACAAAUGAUUGAAGCUGGUCAAAGAUCACAAUACGUCUCAUAAGUUAAAUCCUGUAAUCAAUCUCUGUUCAUGUGAUUAAAUGUAUUUCUGAAUCCUGUCGAAAUUGAAUAUAUUUUGAUAUCAGAUGUUCUGGGCCAGCUCUUUGCAGGAUGUGGUAUUUGCAGAUUUGGAUGGUAGCGUGACUUAUUUUAAAAAUGUAUAUAGAUCCAUAUAUAUCCAACAAAUAUAUUUUAUGUUCUCAUUAAAGGGCAACUGUUUUUUAUUAGGGUGGACACAAAAACAUUAGCACAUUUAACCUGAACAUUGUACUUUUUGUUAAAAUGUUCUCCUGCAUUGUAAAGAAUAUUUUAUUUUACGUUUGUAGUUCUGGCAGGAAGACAAGAACUGUCCGCUUUUUUGUUUUUGUUAAUGUCCAUUGCUUUUGUUUAAUUUCUUUCUACUGUAAAACAAAAAAAUAACCUGUACAUCUCCAUUCACCAUGUGAAUUUGAGGAUAUAAAUAGACUGUCGGUUUUUAAAGGAUCUUUGUGAAUUUGUGUGAACUGUUUUACACCACUUAAAGCCUGUGGGGUGCAACAGUUUUGUAGACAGUAAAAUCACUUGUUCAAAUAGCUGUUUAGGCUUCAGAACUUGGUUUAAGGUAUAAUGUGAACAAAGGCUUGCAAGAAAUUCAAAAUAACAAGUGUGUUUGUGAGAGAGUGGCUUCCAGUGCGUUUGUUAUUUCCAGGUCAGCUAUGGUCUGUAUAGUGAGAAAAUAUUAAUUUCCAACUUAUCACAUGGUUUUGAUUUCAUGCUGCCUUUUUAAUCAUUCCUUUGGUUUUGCACUCAGUGUAAAUAAAUUGUUGCUUUGA